Messenger RNA from Seminavis robusta, 999 nucleotides. The record is from the annotation of a GenBank genome assembly. Lineage: Eukaryota; Bacillariophyta; Bacillariophyceae; Naviculales; Naviculaceae.
AUGACAAGCCUCAAGUGCCGACUACCACGAAAUCAAGUGACCAAAGAAACUAUUCAUAACUGCCUGAUGGAGACUUUUGGCACUGCAGAUCCUGCUAUGCAACCUUUGGCACUGCAAACAGUCUAUUAUGCUCAUAUGAAUUCAAUUCCCCCAAAAGAAAUGGAACCUGCCACCAGUUGGCUGUUGGCAUUGCGAAAUCCUGUCGACCGUGUUAUCUCAGCCUAUCAAUAUAGCCAUCCAGCCAACUGUCGCGAUCAAGAACUCCUUCCCAACUCCACCAAGGCUUGUACCAACCAUUUCCUGCUAAAAGCGACCGCUACAACCAGGAAGAAAGGACGCAAUCAACUACGAAACGAACGGCGGCAAUUGGCAAAGUUCUUUGUGAAUUGCUUUCCUCAAUCAGAUAUGGAACUCUUUGUGCAGAGUGCCCUGAGUUUUAGUAAAGAUCAUAAUGACGACGAUUGUGCCCGCCUGGCCCGAGACUACAUUAUUGGCGAGGGAUUCCUCUUCCCAAUUCCUCAUCUACGCUACAAUUAUCAUCACUAUCAGAGUAAGGUAUUUGAUGUCUACAAGGGAAAGGAGUGGUUUGGGAUUCGCACAGAACACCUGGCGACUGAUUUUACACAACUCAACCUCCAGUUGGGUGGCAAGAAGGUAGGAGCAACGACCGAUCAGCUCCAAGGUGAACCACAAGGAAAACAACUCAAAUUGACCCACGGAAGCGAGCAGUUCCGAUCCUCGUCGAAACUCUCAGUGCAGAGCUACCACAGACUGUGUUGCCUGCUGGAAGACGAGCUUUCCAUCUACCGAGACCUAAUCCACCGUGUUUGGAACUUGGACCACACCGAAAAAGAUGCAACAAUACACGCACUGGCCGAAAAAUGUGGAAUGCUGCUCAACAAUGAUCCGAAGAAUGCUCCUGGGAAUUGGAAUUGGCUUGUUCUGACAGAGAUUUGGAAUACAUGGAAGAACACAACUUGUCCUACUCUUGCAGGAUGA